Messenger RNA from Anarrhichthys ocellatus (wolf-eel), 2788 nucleotides. RefSeq names its product Wnt ligand secretion mediator (gene wls). Gene Ontology annotation, cellular component: organelle membrane; endomembrane system. The transcript has 12 exons. Gene Ontology annotation, molecular function: Wnt-protein binding. Gene Ontology annotation, biological process: intracellular protein transport; Wnt signaling pathway; Wnt protein secretion. NCBI's taxonomy places the organism in Eukaryota, Metazoa, Chordata, Actinopteri, Perciformes, Anarhichadidae. The coding region runs from base 285 to 1925 and encodes 546 amino acids. The record is from RefSeq and is a predicted model, not a curated record.
CUGCAUUACCAGCCUCUACAGCAAUGCGCCGGCGCUCCAUAAAUCUUUCCCGGGUCUGGUGUUGGCUGUUCGGGCAUAAAGCUCAGUGCUAUACGGUCAUGUGAUUCCUGUUUUUUUUAUUUUUUUUUUUCCUCCUCCUUCGAAGUUGAAAGGCAGGAGCAGAGCGGGGGCCCAGCUUAGACCUUCCUACUGGACGUGGAUGCAACGUUUUCGUCCCCUUUCCACCACAAUAUUCUUUGUUUCUCGCUCGGUGUGAUCGUUUUUGCUUCAACCUUUCUUUCGCGAUGGCGGGGGCUAUUAUUGAAAAUAUGAGCACCAAAAAGUUGGUGAUAAUGGGAGUUAUUCUGCUUUUGUUUCAGGCGGUCGCCUUCGUGGUCGGCGGUUUAAUGGCUCCCGGCACCACCACACCGAUUCAGUACAUGGCCACCAAGUGUGUGGACACAACCAAGUAUCGGCAGGAAUCAAAAUGGUUCAUGCCUUGGGGUCCGAACCAAUGCGACAAGAUCCGGAACUUUGAUGAAGCCAUGGCCAAGAAGAUUGAGGCCAACAACAUUGUGUUUGCGGUCCACAUUCCUCUGCCCGAAAAUGAGAUGAGCCCCUGGUUCCAGUUCAUGCUGGUCAUCCUGCAGUUUGACAUCGCAUUUAAGAUGGACAACCAAAUAGAGGAUGGAGCGAUAGCCACCAUUGAUGUGGGCCUGGCCUACAGGGACGACACAGUCAGUGACUGGACAGAGAUGGCUCACUCUUUUGAACAGAGGAAGCUCUCCUGCAAACUCACUACUGCCAAGACCUUUGAGAACGAGGGACAUUACUACGACUGUGACCCGCUUCCUUUCAUGGAGUUGGGCAGCGUGUCCCACAAGUACUAUCUUCUCAACAUUCGCCUGCCUGUCAACGAGCGGAAGAAGGUCAACGUGGGGAUCGGAGAAAUCAAAGACAUUAAUUUGGUUAGCAUCCACCAGAAUGGAGGCUUCACUAAAGUUUGGUUUGCCAUGAAGACAUUCCUCACGCUGAGCAUCCUCAUCAUCAUGAUCUGGUACUGGAGGCGGAUCACCCUCAUGAGGAGACCUCCUGUGCUGCUGGAGAAGGUAAUCCUUGCUCUGGGUAUCUCGAUGACAUUCAUCAACAUACCAGUGGAGUGGUUCUCUGUUGGCUUCAACUGGACCUGGAUGCUGCUUUUCGGGGACAUCAGGCAGGGCAUCUUCUACUCCAUGCUGCUCUCUUUCUGGAUCAUCUUCUGCGGGGAGCACCUCAUGGACCAGACGGCGAGGAACCGUUUCUCCAUCUACUGGAAGCAGGUCGGACCCAUCGUGUUUGGCUCCUUCUGCCUGUUUAUCUUUGACAUGUGCGAGAGAGGGGUCCAGCUGACCAACCCCUUCUACAGCAUCUGGGCGUCUGAUGUAGGAACUGAGCUUGCUAUGGCAUUCAUAAUUGUGGCAGGGAUCUGUGCCUGUCUCUACUUCCUCUUCCUCUGCUUCAUGGUUUUUCAAGUCUUCCGCAACAUCAGCGGUAAGAGGACGUCCCUGCCCGCCAUGUCCAAGGCCCGACGGCUGCACUAUGAGGGUCUGAUUUUCAGGUUCAAGUUCCUCAUGCUGGUCACUUUGACCUGUGCUGCCAUGACUGUCAUCUUCUUCAUCAUCAGUCAGGUGAAUGAGGGCCACUGGCACUGGGGAGAUUACACGGUGCAGGUGAACAGUGCCUUCUUCACCGGCAUCUACGGCAUGUGGAACCUGUACGUGUUCGCCAUCAUGUUCCUCUACGCACCGUCUCACAAACGUUACGGAGACGAGCAGUCAAGUGGUCAGUGCAUCACUGGAGAUACCGGAGCAAACAGUGGAGAGGAGAUCCAGCUGACUACUACCAUCACCCAUGUUGAUGGCCCCACUGAGAUCUACAAGAUGACUGGCAAAGAGGCCCAGGAGUAGAAGUCACACUGUUGUCAGGACCCUCCUCUACUACCUACUGCUCCAACGAUCCCCUCCCUCGUAGAAAUAAUCAAACGGGCUUUUCUCUUUACUUCCCCCGGCUACGAAACGGCAUCAACAACCCAGCUAGCAUGUAACUUACCAGUCCCACAGUUCCUGUCCCCUUCCAGCCCCAAACCCCUCAGCUGUGCGACUCGUUACGUGCCACCCUGUUCCCAAUCGUUUCUCUAAAGACUGAAUAUUAUCAACACUUCAGUCAGUCCUGUUCAUUUCAUUUUUUGUCUUACAUUUCAUACUUUAUGUAAACUGUCUGUUUGUAAAUAUUGCACAAUGCUUUUGACACCAAAAUAAAGGAGAUUGGAGUGUAGAGAGAGAGAACCAUUUCUUGGUUGUCAGAAGUUGCGUUUGGCAGACCUCACACUCCUGUGAUUAAAGUACAGUGUGGUUCAACAUAAUCAUUUAAGACCUGGGCAGCAAGAUUUUGUGGAUACAUUUUAGCUACUCUGUUUGAUUGUCUGACUAAUUCCUUCGUGACUGUCACCAACUCGUAUUCUUCCAUAGAAAGUAGAUCAUGUUUAGUGCUGCUGUCGAUCUUUCAAGUGGUGAUUUUUUUUUUUUUUUUUUUUUAAUAAAUAUAUAUCUUUGGAGGAAAUGUACGGACCACAUAGCCACUUUUGGAAAUGCAUACUGUACGUUUAUUAUUUUACAAUGUAGAUAUCUAUUUUUUAUAAAGUGCUUAUUUUCAACUUCACGAAAUAUAUGCAUCAAGCUCUAUCAAUGUUUUUGAAGUUGGCUGUAGCCCAUUAUACAUGUUUCUUAGUUUUUUGCUUUUUAUGCUAAUUUAAAUAAAAACAUUUACUUAA